CGGAACAAGCAAGCAAGCGUCCCCGGUUAUCCUGCCGAGCGUCUGUCAGAUUGCACGGUGGCGCUUCGACGAUCGUACGCGUCAAGAUGAUGUUCCUCCAGCCAAAGCGUGCUUACGCGCCCAGCCACAAACGGCUGUUCCCCGAAGCUUGGAGAGAUUCCACGCACAGCGAAGACGAGCGCGAAGUCUCGGGUCCCCUGCGCCCCGUCGGCGUCGGCGUUCUUCUGCUGACCGCGUUCUACGCCAUCAGGACGUACGGCCCCGAGCAGACCUCUCCGCGAGAGGGCAGCGCCUUCGACCCCGCGUCCGCCGCGUCGAACGGCUCGCAGGCCUCGGUCGCCGACACCGAGCUCUCCCCGUUCUGGCUGACCUCCGAAGAAGAAAGCCGGACCGACUACGCCAUCUGGAGGCUCAAUGCGUCCGUUCGCUGGCGUCAGACCCAUUCGUGGCUCCACACGUGCGGCGUGUUCGCGGACCGACGCGUGAGGCCCACGCUCGUCCGCUUCCUGCUGCUGGCCCCGACGGUGCAGCUGGUGCCUUCGUACAGCGCCAACGGCACCAACUACGGCCUAUACGAGUGCAUCUUCCUCAAAAGGAACGUCACGCCCGAGCGAGGCACGUUCUUGGUCGAGACGCGUGCUCGCCACCCGGACGAAGCGCAUUGGCCGGUGUACCGCAACCGCAGCGCCAGGGUCGAGCUCUGCGUCGGCGACAAUCCUCGGACCAACUGCUCGUACUCCUGGAGCAGCGAGGUGGUAGUGAAGAGCGGGACGAGCGUUCCGGUCGGCGGACUGACGAGCGGCCCCUACGAACCUGUGCUAGCCACGUGCGCGGUGCCUGAGGACGCGAACGUUCGCCUGGUGUCGCUCGUGUACCGCCGCGAGGAGAGCGCCUUCUGGUUCGUGCCCCGCCAGCUUCAGUUCGGCGUCAGGAAACAGAGAGCCUCGGUCGGCGUCUGCGUGCCGCCCUGGAUCUCCGAGGACGGCGUCGGAGCACAGCGCGACCUGCUCGAAUACCUGGCCUACUACGUGGCGCUCGGGGCGCGCCACUUCAACGUCUACGUGAACGCGACCGACCAGCGGACGUUGGCGUUCCUCCUGGCGCUCAGGAAGCGAAGCCCGGUGAGCCUCACCUACAGGUCGUGGCCUGGCGUUCCGGCUGACAACAGCCUGGCUUUUGCUGAAGCGGCGCUCGUCAUGGACUGCGCCUACAGCUACGCCGACACGCCCAUCGAAUACGUCACCACAGUCGCCCUGCAAGAGUUUGUCGUCCUACGUAAGGCGUCGACCUUCGGAGACUUUCUCUCCAAGGAGGCGUUCGCCAACGCGACCUCGUUGACGCUUCUCAGUCAGCCCUUCACCACAGAUGGCGCACCGAACAAGUACGACAUGCUGCUAGGACAGCGAGACAAGCUACGCGUGCGACCCCUGCUGGAUCCACCGGGAAGAACCUCGAGAGUCUUUCUCAAGGCCGCGCGCAUUGUGGAGGCCGACGCUGCCCAGGCCUACCACGCUCUACAGCCCAAUCCAAUCACCGUGGACAGCGAGGAGGCAAUUGUGCUGCGGCACGUGACGACACCGGAUGACGACAGCGGCAGAGGCGAGCCUAUCGCCUCCGCUGACUUCUCCAACUACACGAACGAAGACUCGAGCCUGGCCAAGUGGCAAGCGCAGAUCUCAAGCUUGUCGCCGCUUCUGUGGUUCCGUUGGAACACGACGAAGAAGAAGGACUGGCACGUAAUUCGACACGACACGCCGCUCUAAACGGCAAACAGACAGGACGUUAGGACUCGCCUACAAAAUGCACCACGCAAAUUGUUAUCGGAAGCAGCUCAACAGCGGACAUUUGUAUUACCACUGCUUAAAGACAGAAAGAAAA
Messenger RNA from Dermacentor silvarum, 1878 nucleotides. RefSeq lists its product as uncharacterized. The transcript is spliced from 7 exons. Lineage: Eukaryota; Metazoa; Arthropoda; Arachnida; Ixodida; Ixodidae. Bases 87 to 1763 code for a protein of 558 amino acids. The record is from RefSeq and is a predicted model, not a curated record.